Messenger RNA from Penicillium oxalicum, 1740 nucleotides. RefSeq names its product bZIP transcription factor. Gene Ontology annotation, biological process: regulation of DNA-templated transcription. Gene Ontology annotation, molecular function: DNA-binding transcription factor activity. The transcript has 2 exons. NCBI's taxonomy places the organism in Eukaryota, Fungi, Ascomycota, Eurotiomycetes, Eurotiales, Aspergillaceae. The record is from RefSeq and is a predicted model, not a curated record. Bases 1 to 1740 code for a protein of 579 amino acids.
AUGACCAACCGCGCUCCAGCAGUGGCUUUCAAUCAUUCUGCGCCCUUGGCGCCUGUUGAGAUCAUGAUUGAGAGCGCCCCCAUAGCGAUCAAUACUGCUCCCACCAGUGCGACAACCACGGCCACCACUACCACCGCUGCUGCGGCGGCGGCGACGGCGGCGGCCACCGCGCCCGCCAAUACGACUCCUCCCAAUGCCCGAAUUCCCAAGACCGAAGAAACGCCCGGUCCAUCACGCUCAACGUCUCUCGGGGCCGAGGCCGCGGCCUCGGAAGGCACCGAGAGCAAUCGGCCGUCGACGGCGGGGCGGAAGCGGAAGUUGAACAGCACGUCGUCGAGAGGAGUGGCGAAUCUUACGCCAGAUCAAUUGGCGAAGAAACGGGCCAAUGAUCGUCAGGCGCAGCGUGCCAUUCGAGAGCGGACCAAAUCACACAUUGAGGCCCUUGAGCAACAGGUGCGCGAUCUGGCAUCGCAGAAACCAGUGCUGGACCUGCAGGCCGCCCUGCAACAUAAUGAACGCAUCCGGUCGGAGAACAGAGAGCUUCGGCAAGGACUGAGGGCCGUGAUGGAGAUUGUGCAGCCCUUGUUGGCGAGACAGGAAGCUUCAGAUCUCCGGUCCUUUCUGGCGCAACCUCGAAGCGCCCCCGAACAAUCCCAUUCUCCAUCCUUCCCCGAAACAGACCAGGUGCACACGGAUACCAACAGCCAGUCCGCACCAGUGAAUGAGAGGCCCUAUCCCGAGUCGGUGGCCAGUUAUGAUACCCCGUCCCCCUCGCAAACCGGAUCGGCGAUGGGCAGUCGACGUAAUAGUCACCACGGACCCCUUCCACCACCGUCGUUCCGAGCCGCCUUGGACACGCAGCGCCAUAACCUCGUCCAUGGGUUGGAACUGGGCAUGGAAGAACGUCUCGGGUUCAGCUUUCUGCUCGACCCUUCUCAAAAUGUCCCCAAGGUGGACGGGCUGCGGCGCGCCACCUCGGAAAAUUUCCGCUCUGCUCAACCCUCGCCCACGCCGUCCUACAUGCAGCCCAUGAACUACGGUGCAAACCCCGCCCCAGCAUAUGCGACCCCCAUCAGGAAUUCAGGCCCCACCUGUACGCUGGAUAGCAUCUUGCUGGAUUUUCUGCACAAUCGGCAACGUGAGGCCGCGGAGGGGAUUCCGGGGCAGAAGCUGGUUGGCCCGCCGUACCCCAGUGUUUCUUCGCUUCUGAACCCGGAGAAGAGCGCGCAGUCUCAUCCUCUGUCCAAGGUGUUCACGGACAUUCUGCGCACCUUUCCCGACAUCAACUCCCUCCCCGUCCAGGUGGCUGUCCUCUACAACAUGUUCCUCCUGAUGCGCUGGCAAAUUUAUCCCACGCAGGAGAAUUACGAACGGCUGCCCGAGUGGCUCACGCCUCGCCCGACGCAAUUGCUCCAGCCUCAUCCUCCCUGGAUGGAUUAUAUCCCAUGGCCUCGGAUGCGAGAUCGACUGGUCACCUCACCGCAAGACUAUCCCUUUGAGAACUGGUUCAUCCCGUUCACGCGAGGCAUGGAUCUGAACUGGCCGUACGAAGCCACCGAUUGCCUCCUGUCUGCCGUCGACUCGGACGAUCUCAUCAUCAAUCCCGUUUUUGAACGUCACAUGCGGAAUCUGAACAAUUGGUCUCUCAGUCCGCUUUUCGCAGAGGCGUACCCAGGACUCGCAGAUACCGCCCGCAUUCGACCGGAACCUGGGAAACAAAAUAGCUCCCACACAGCAUAA